AUAGUCAUGUGAUUAAGUUUGAUUUUUGACAACAAACAUGGCAGGAAGACACCGAGAGGUACACUUUUUUCUUGCCUUUAUUUUGGUGUUAUCUUUAGUGACAUGUGUUUUCACGUUGAGAUACGAGCCGACUUGGGAGUCCAUUGAUAAACGACCUCUACCGACAUGGUAUGACGAGUCGAAGAUUGGAAUUUUCAUUCACUGGGGAGUAUUUUCUGUGCCCAGUUUACUUACAGAGUGGUUUUGGCAUCAAUGGAAAACUGAAAACAAUACCAUUGCUCAGAAGUUUAUGAAAGAUAACUACAAGCCGGACUGGACGUAUCAAGACUUUGCUGACGAGUUUACCGCUGAGCUUUUCAAUCCAGACGAGUGGGCAGACAUUUUUUCAGCUUCAGGAGCCAGAUAUGUUGUGUUAACAAGCAAACAUCAUGAAGGUUUUACAAACUGGCCCUCUAAAUAUUCUUUCUCUUGGAACUCCAUGGAUGUUGGACCUAACAGAGAUCUUGUUGGGUCCUUGGCAGAUUCUAUUAGGAAGAAGACUAGCAUGCGUUUUGGACUAUACCAUUCACUGUUUGAAUGGUACAACCCACUUUAUCUUCAAGACAAGGCGAACAAGUUCCAAACUCAGGAUUUUGUAAAGUUUAAAACGUUACCAGAAUUAUAUGAGAUAGUUAAUACGUACAAACCGGAAGUGAUCUGGUCUGAUGGAGACUGGGAAGCUAAAGAUGUUUACUGGAACUCGACUGACUUCUUAGCAUGGCUUUAUAAUGAUAGUCCUGUAAAAGAUACAGUUGUAACAAAUGACCGUUGGGGCAGUGGUUGUGCAUGCCAUCAUGGGGGAUAUUACACCUGUAGUGACAGAUAUAAUCCUGGUAAAUUACAAAAUAGGAAGUGGGAAAAUUGUAUGACGAUUGACAAAGCAUCAUGGGGUUAUAGGCGUGAUGCGAAGAUAUCGGAUAUGUUGACAAUGGAGGAAUUAAUCACAACUCUUGUGGAAACUGUCAGUUGCGGGGGAAAUAUUUUGAUUAAUGUUGGUCCUACCCAUGAUGGCAGGAUAGUUCCAGUAUUUGAAGAAAGGUUGCGAAGUCUCGGACAGUGGUUAGAUGUUAAUGGCGAAGCUAUCUACUCAAGUAAGCCAUGGACCUUCCAGAAUGACACAGAAACACCUGCCGUCUGGUAUACAGCCAAAAAGCCUGCAGCGGGCGGGAUGAACGUGUAUGCCCUUGUCUUAAAGUGGCCAAGUCCCGGAGAUUUCUACCUCGCAAGUCCAACAAUAGGGACAAACACAAAGGUUACGUUGCUAGGAUACGAUGACCCCAUUGCGUGCAGAAAGGCGCCAGGAACGAAAAACAACGGGAUUAUAUUGACCAUACCAGCCAUUCCAUUCAAUAAAAUGCCAUGUGACUAUGCCUGGGUAUUUAAGAUGGAGAACUUGGCCGAGCGAGAAAUGCACGUGUUAAGUGACGCUAACAAUGUAGAAUUGUUUAGACUACCACGAUCCUUUGACGAAGAGGACGAAGGCCUUUUCAAGAAAAUGAUAGCAGCAGACGAAAUGCGGGUGCCAGAGCAUUCUGUGAAACUAUCUUGGUUGCUUUGCGCAUGCUCAAUGUUAGCAGUAUACAUAUAUACAUGUGCAUGUAGGAGAAAACGAAGAAGACAUUGUAUAUUCUAAAAUUAAACACUUAUUAUAUUCUUGGGUUCAGAAAAUGGUUUUUGCUGUGAUAAAAUUUGUGAAGCCUU
Messenger RNA from Ruditapes philippinarum (Manila clam), 1740 nucleotides. RefSeq names its product alpha-L-fucosidase-like. Gene Ontology annotation, cellular component: lysosome. The transcript is spliced from 10 exons. Gene Ontology annotation, molecular function: alpha-L-fucosidase activity. The record is from RefSeq and is a predicted model, not a curated record. NCBI's taxonomy places the organism in Eukaryota, Metazoa, Mollusca, Bivalvia, Venerida, Veneridae. Gene Ontology annotation, biological process: glycoside catabolic process; fucose metabolic process. The coding region runs from base 38 to 1672 and encodes 544 amino acids.